AUGACAUCUUCCUAUGCAUCAGGGCCUAGCGCUGAGUCAGGGUCUAAUCCGGAAACAUACAGACAAAACUUCGAUGUCCUCAGUUCGGUAAUCGCAAACAAUAUUUAUUCUCUGACAUCGAAUCUUAAACUUAUCCAAAGAUUAUCAUCCAAAUUAGGGACGCCGAAAGGUAGUCAGAGAGAUGAACAAAGGUUGAAUGAAUUGCUCGAUGAUACUACUGCUAAGUUUAAAACAUAUGGAGACGACGUCAAAGUGCUGGGAGACUGGGAUAGUGCAAGUCUUCAAGCUACACAAAAGUUUACUCAGCGGAAUUUGACGAAAGACUUCGGAGGUGUUCUCGAUGAAUUUCGAACUGCACAAAGGGAGAUUGCAGCAAAGGAGAGAAAGUUGUCAAUGGCUCAGAAAGCAGCAGCUGAAGAGCAACAUCAAACAGAGACUACCCCGCUUCUUCAGCAACAGCAACAGCAACAGUCUCAAGUGUUGGAUUUUGUUUCACAAAAUGAAGUGGAUUUCAAUACCUCUUUAAUUGAAGAACGAGAAGGAGAAAUUCAAAACAUAGAACGAGGUAUCUAUGAGAUAAAUGCCAUUUUCAAAGAUUUGGGUACUUUGGUUACCGAGCAAGGAACGCAAAUCGAUGCUGUAGAGGAUAAUAUCUCGAAUAUGGCAACGAAUACAGAAAAUGCAUCCAAACAAUUAACACAGGCUGAUAAAUAUCAAAGGACGCGGGGGAAAUGGUCAUGUAUAUUUUUGCUUGUGCUACUUGUCGUUUCUUUGAUUGUAGCUCUUGCUAUUCUAGCUUGA
Messenger RNA from Sugiyamaella lignohabitans, 801 nucleotides. RefSeq names its product SNAP receptor PEP12 (gene PEP12). The transcript has a single exon. Gene Ontology annotation, molecular function: SNARE binding; SNAP receptor activity. The record is from RefSeq and is a predicted model, not a curated record. Lineage: Eukaryota; Fungi; Ascomycota; Dipodascomycetes; Dipodascales; Trichomonascaceae. The coding region runs from base 1 to 801 and encodes 266 amino acids. Gene Ontology annotation, biological process: vesicle fusion; intracellular protein transport; vesicle-mediated transport. Gene Ontology annotation, cellular component: SNARE complex; membrane; endomembrane system.